Cuscuta epithymum is the source of this 1614-nucleotide messenger RNA. The record is from the annotation of a GenBank genome assembly. Lineage: Eukaryota; Viridiplantae; Streptophyta; Magnoliopsida; Solanales; Convolvulaceae.
UCGAGACUUACUGGUCGACUGGUUUAAGUGUAGAUUGGGUACUCUGUUGAAGGCUUUUUUUUUUGCAUACUUCCGAGCUGUUUCGAGCUAAUGGCUCGUCGUCGUCGAAGCAAACCUGGGUCGGAUCUAAUAAGUCAACUACCGGAAGAUUUGAAGCACAAAAUAUUGGAGCGUUUAGACACUAGAAGCGCAGCCAAAACUGCUCUUUUCUCCAGGCAAUGGAAGGAUGUUUGGUUGCGGCACGGUCAGCUUGUCUUUGGUUGGGAAGAUUGCCCAAAUGGAGGCCGUGAUGAGGAUGAUUUCAAGUUUUUAGUGAAAACGAUAACUAACGUUCUCCUGCUCCGUACUGGGCCAGUUAAGAUUUUCUCCUUCUCAAUUUAUAGAAAGUUCAAUACUCCUGAACAAUCUGAUCUUGAUGGUUUGUGUCUAUUUCUAUCAAAAAAUGGUAUCGAGCAACUUCACCUAAGUAUUCUUCCUCAUCCAGACAGUGAGAAGCUCACGAUACCGGCUUGCAUAUUUUCCUGCCCGACAAUAAAGAGACUGUAUGUUGAUGCUAUUGAUUUUUAUGGUCCGGUUUGUGCUCCACAUGGUAGUAUAUUAUCUGGUGUGACCUCUAUUAUUUUCACUGAAGUUGAGUUUAAGGCUAAGGCCAGUGGAACUCUCCCGGUUAACAUUCCUAAUCUUGAGGAGCUCAGUCUAUGUUGGUGUCAUCGGAUAGAUAAUUUUGUGUUCAGUGCUCCGAAACUUAAAAGCCUCAUAGUUGUUUAUGCUAAUUCCUCUAUUGAAUUGAAAUGGUUUGAACUUCAUCUCUUAGGGAUUAAAAACCUUUCUCUGACGAUAGACUCAGUUUUGGUGAGAGCCUUACCUUUCAUUUGUGAAUAAUGUUGCAAAAUCUAUUUUUUUUUCUCUUUGUUGUUAUUGUUCUUGUUUUAUUCAAGGUUAACAUUUGUUUUUACCUUAUGAAGGUUAAACCUGAAAAAAAUAUCCAAGAGUGGUUCCCAACUGCAAUGAAUCUGCAAGUGAUUAAGCUACAUGGUUUUGCUUUUCUCUGCCAGAAGCACAUUGUUCUUGUCAUUCAAUUGCUUAAAAAAUGUCCAAACCUACUUGAACUAGGAAUUGAGAUUAAACCUAAGUCACAGGUCUCAUAUGAAGAAGAAGAAGAAGAAGCUGAUUUCCCUGAUUUGAGUAUACCGAAAGAUCCAAACAGAUGGUUUGAUGAUCAGGAUCUGCGCAAGCUUAAAUCGGUGAAGAUGCAAUCAUUUAAUGGAUCAAGAGAGGAAGUGGCCUUUAUUAAAACAAUCCUUUCAAGAGCUCCUGCGCUUGAAGAAAUUAUUAUUAAAGAAUCGGUUGAUAUCGACGCCUCUCUAGCUUCCAAAUUCAGACGGAAGAUGACCACCUUUGCCCGUGCAUCUUCAAAAGCAGAAGUUAUCUUUACAGACACCAAAUAUCUUGUCUCCAGCCUGAAAAGUUUAUUCCCUAAUUUUUAGACAUUUGAAUCAGUUUAUAAGGUGCACUGUCAUGGGUUGUGCUUGUAUAUGUAACACAAGAUUAUCAAUCACAUGUUUUCUCGGAUAAUUGGUGCCUUUGUGGUUUUUACUUUUAUUUUGUGCUCCA